AUGCUGCUUGCGGAUUCCGUCAUCAUCAACCAAAUCCGCCACAAUCUGAAACCCACUUCCAGAAAUCCCUUUUCAUCUCUUUUCUUUUCUGUUCAUACUCGUUCUGCAUUGCCUCGUUACCUAGAAGACCCCAACAAGCCCAAUCACAAAUGGAACACUAGCCAUUCUUUUGUCCUCUCCAACCCCAUCCUUUCACUGCUGGAAACAAGUUGCAAAUCCAUUGCUCAUCUCAAGCAAAUUCAAUCUCAAAUGAUCGUUACGGGCUUAAUCUCAGAUGGUUUGGCUUCAAGUCGGUUAGUUGCGUUCUCUGCUUUGUCAGACGUGGCUGAUCUUUCCUAUUGUAAGAGGUUGUUGUGUGAUUUGCCUUCCCCGAAUGCUUUUUCUUACAAUGUAGCCAUUAGGGCUUGUUCCGAUAGCGAAAACCCAGUUGAAGCUUUGCUUUUAUACAAGCAACUGCUGGGUUUGGUAAAUAGUUACAGGGAUUGUUUGAGGCCGGACCAUUUUACUUUUCCUUUGUUGUUCAAGACUUGUGCUAGAUUGGGGUUUUAUUAUAUGGGAUUUCAGAUUCUUGUUCAUGUGAUGAAAAUGGGGUACGAAAUUGAUGUCUUUGUUCGCAAUGGUUUGAUCCAUUUCUUGUUUUCUGUUGGGGAGGUGGAGGCUGCACGUCAAGUGUUUGAUGAAAGUAGUGUUAGAGAUUUGGUUUCGUGGAAUUCUUUGAUUCAUGGGUUUGUUAAGGUUGGAGAAGCUCCGGAAGCGUUCCGGGUAUAUGUGGAAAUGGAGAGUGAGGGUGUCAAGCCUGAUGAGGUCACUAUGAUUGGUUUAGUUUCGUCAUGUGCGCAGUUGGAGGAUCUGGAACUAGGGAGGGAGGCUCAUAGAAGUAUCGAGAGGAUGUCUCGUGGUGCCAAGUUUCAAGAUAAUUCUCAUGAACCCAAACUUCCAGGCAGUAAAUACCCUAGAAUUCAGCAGGAUGGCCGAGCCUAUGCUAACGUUUGUCCCCUUUAUCUCAAACAAAACCCUGGAAGCCGCAUCCAGGUAUGUGGUUCAGUUCAGGAGGCUCAGUCUGUAUUGACCUUGAAUCAGUACGUGCACAUAUUUAUGCAGAGCUCACCAAUACCUAUUAACCAAACUAUCAUUGCGGAGUGA
Molecule: messenger RNA, 1143 nt
Organism: Oldenlandia corymbosa var. corymbosa
Lineage: Eukaryota; Viridiplantae; Streptophyta; Magnoliopsida; Gentianales; Rubiaceae
Source: the annotation of a GenBank genome assembly